CUGACGAGACCUGGCACUAACGACCGACGUGGCCAUGGCUUACCCCAACUUCUCUCGGGCCCUGGGCCUGGGUCUGCUCGCGCUCUGCCUCCUGGCGCUGCCCCGCGACGCCCGUGCUCGCCCGGCGGAACGCUUAGUCGGAGGACGCCAGGACCUGUCACCCAGUGACCCGCAGGUGCAGAAGGCAGCGCAGGCGGCCUUGGCCAGCUACAACAUGGGCAGCAACAGCCUCUACUACUUCCGAGACACCAAGAUCCUCAAGGCCCAGAGUCAGCUGGUGGCCGGCAUCAAGUAUUACCUGACCAUGGAGAUGGGGAGCACUGCCUGCCGCAAGAGCGUGGCCACUGGAGACGGCGUGGACCUCACCACCUGCCCCCUGGCCACAGGAGUGGAGGAGGAGAAACUGCGCUGUGACUUUGAGAUCCUCGUGAUCCCCUGGGAGAAUUCCUCCCAGCUUCUAAAGCAUGACUGUGUGACCAUAUCCUAGGCCCCUUCGGGCAUGGGGACCAGAAGGAGCAGGUGCAGCGCGGAGGUGCUUCAGGUCCAUGGACACAUUUGUCACAAUAAACUGCUGCCUCUGCUUCUCA
Messenger RNA from Suricata suricatta (meerkat), 587 nucleotides. It is a transcript of the gene CST6, whose product is annotated as cystatin E/M. The transcript is spliced from 3 exons. Gene Ontology annotation, molecular function: cysteine-type endopeptidase inhibitor activity. Lineage: Eukaryota; Metazoa; Chordata; Mammalia; Carnivora; Herpestidae. Gene Ontology annotation, cellular component: extracellular exosome. The record is from RefSeq and is a predicted model, not a curated record. Bases 35 to 487 code for a protein of 150 amino acids.